AUGGAGAACCGUCAAGAACCUGAUGAAGAAGUACAAGACAACAAUCAAGAUAAUCCUAAUGAUGGUAGUCUUCUGCGUCGUCUUAAUUCAUCAGUUUUACGUCUUCGUUCAACUACAAAAUCACUUCAACGUGAUCCAGAAACUUUUCGUACAGCAUUCAUACAUUCAGCAGCUAUUUUAUUUGUUUUAGUAUGUGGUGCAUGUGCUUUACUUGCAUAUCGCAUAUUAGAACCAUUUCUUCGUAGUAUAUUAUGGUCAAUAUUAGCUGGUGCAUUUUUAUUUCCUUUUAAAAAUCAUUUAACAUUAAAAACACGAUAUUUUUUACGUCAAUUAGAUACAGAUUCACAUUUAUUAUUUUAUGGUUUACUUAUAUUAUUACCAUUACGAACAAUAGAUAGAACUAUUGAUUCAAUUUUUCCAUUUAUUAAAAAAAAAUGGAAAGAAUUAUUAAUAAUUUUUAUUUUUUUAUUAUCAAUUGAAUGGAUUCAAAGUGGUGUUGUUUAUCAUUGGUUAAUAACAAUUGGAUAUGAUAUUUUUGAUAAACUUGGAUUAUUUGUACAUGUAUUUGAUUCAUUAUGGAUAACAACAAUUGUUAUUGCUUAUUUAAUAGCUGUUUUAACUAUUUAUGAUAGUUCACCAUUGAUUAGAAUUUUAUUAAAUCUAUUAGCUAUACCAAUUUGGUUUAUUUUAUUAAUUUAUCUUUCACAAUUUCUUCCAAUUAAUUAUCGAUUAAUUGUAGUUAUUUUAGCAAUUAUUUUAACAGUUGUUGGUUUUAUUGUAGAUUUUAGAGAAAGAAUUGAACAAAAUAUUGUUCAAUCAGAUCCUUCUGAUGAUAAUGAACGCCGUAAAUCAAUCUUCACUGAUUUAAUCAAUACAUAUAAUCGAAUGCGAGCAUAUUAUCAUGUUGGACCAGAACAAUCGUCAUUACCUGUUGCAUCAACUUCUUCAGCAUCUUCUACACCUUAUUUUACAUUUGUACUCUGGUCAUUAGUAGCUAUUAAAGUUUAUCAAUUUUAUUGGUAUCUUGGACGAAUAUUAAUUUUUGUUAUUAUUUAUAAAGUUAUUAAAAAAAUUCUAAUUGAAACAUAUAUAUAUUUAAUGAAACAAGAAAGUGUACAAUAUAUAAUUCAACGAAUAAUUGAUUAUUUGCAAACUCGACGUGAUGUAUUAACCCCAUCACCGUUAAAUGGUCUUAUUCGUUUUCUUAUUAAAGGCGAUAAAAAGUUUAAUCAUGGUUUACAAACAUCUAUUGAUUAUUUGGUUAGUGCAAUUAUGAUUGUUACAUUACUCAUAACAGUUCUUUUUGGUACAAUACUUCUUAUUAUACAGAUUCAACAUGAAAGUAUACAUAUGAUUAAAUUAACAAGUAAUCUUAUUAAUGAAACAAUUAUACUUCAACCAUCAUUUCAACAUAUGUUACCUGAUAAAGAACAUAUGGGUAAAUUAAUGGAUACAGCUGUUAAUAAUUUUUAUUCUGUUGGAAGAACUUGGAUUGCAAAACAGGUCAAUGCAUUAAGUCCAGAUAGUUCAACAAAUACAAAAUUAGAAAAAGAUGUUCUACAAUUAUGGGAUCAUUUUUAUGAAUAUAUGUCUAAUACAUCAACAUUAUUAUUACCAGAUAAAAAUCGUAGUACAAUAAUAUAUUCACCAAAAAAUCAUUCAUUACGAAUACCAAAUCUUGAUUUUCAUUUAAAUGAUUUAUAUCGUUUAGUUCAUAAUAAUUUAGAUUUUUUACGUAAUGUUCUUGAUUCAGUUUGGAAAAAUACAACACUUCUUUUAACAUUAUUAUCAACAAUUAUUUCUUUACUUUUUACUGGAGGUUUUGCAUUACUUAAUUUUCUUGUUUCAUUUAUUGUUUUUGUCACUUUACUUUUCUAUCUUCUUUCUCAUUCGGAUGAACCUAUAUAUCGACCAACUGAAUGGUUAAAUAAUACAUUAUCUGUUGGUGGAAAAGGUUUAGGUAAAGCAGUUAAUGAUGCAGUUACAAGUGUUUUUGUUGCUUCAUUGAAAAUUGCUGUUUUUUAUGGUCUUUAUACGUAUGUAUUACAUACGAUAGUUGGUUCAAAUCUUGUUUUUUUACCAGCUGUUAUUGCAUCCGUAUGUGCUGUUACUUUAAAAUCUUAUUGGGCAGCAUUACCUGGUUGUCUUGAUGUAUGGCUUGUACAACAACGACCAAUAGGUGCUUUAAUUUUAUUACUUGGUCAAAUUGCACCAACCUAUGUUGUUGAUACAACCAUAUAUAGUGAUGUUAAAGGAGGUGGACAUCAAUAUUUAACAGCAUUGGCUAUUGCUGGAGGUGUUUAUUAUCGAGGAAUCGAAGGAGCUUUAAUAGGUCCAAUUGUACUAUGUUGUUUAUUGGUUGGUGUAAGAUUAUAUAAUGAAACAAUGGCUACAACAUUAUCUUCAAAUCAUGAACAAGAAACUGUGACAUCUUCAUUAAGUCAUCCAAUACAACCUCUAGUUCGUGCUCACAGUGUACAACAAUAA
This is a messenger RNA of Rotaria sp. Silwood1, 2487 nucleotides long. NCBI's taxonomy places the organism in Eukaryota, Metazoa, Rotifera, Eurotatoria, Philodinida, Philodinidae. The record is from the annotation of a GenBank genome assembly.